This is a messenger RNA of Colletotrichum higginsianum IMI 349063, 1626 nucleotides long. RefSeq names its product G-protein coupled. Gene Ontology annotation, cellular component: membrane. NCBI's taxonomy places the organism in Eukaryota, Fungi, Ascomycota, Sordariomycetes, Glomerellales, Glomerellaceae. Bases 1 to 1626 code for a protein of 541 amino acids. The record is from RefSeq and is a predicted model, not a curated record. The transcript has a single exon.
AUGCCCUGGUUCAGCUCUACUUCCUGCGACGAGUCGGCCUGCGCCGCCGUAGACCCCAACGCCCCGUCCAUGGUCGGCCUGCUGUUCUCGCUGCUGCCCUUCACAGCCACCUUCGCCGCCGUCGCCACAAUCGCGAACCAAAAGAUCUUCCCGAAGCUCGCCAGAGUCCACGAUGCCCACGAUGGCGAGGACCACUACCUACCGUCGCACGCGCCACCCAGCCUGAAGCAAGUACACGCCGAGCACGGACAAAAAAGCCCGAGGAGGAGGGCGGCCGCCGUCGUUUUCUCGGUCACCAUCGCGCUGGCCACGGUGCUGGGCGAGUUGAUACUGAGCGAGAUCUCGGACCUGGUCAGCCGCCGGGCCCGGGAGGUUGGGUUGCGGUUCACGGUGCCCACGCUCCUGGUCUUGCUCGUCGGCGUCAUCCCCUUCCUGGAGAUCCAAAGCGUGGUUUCGGGCAUAGGAUGGAAGUUCCAGAGGAACAGCAAAGGCAAGAUCCCCCGCUUUGCUUGGGGCGUGCAGAUACUGGCCUUUUGUGCGUGGCUGUUUGCCUUCUGGAGCUUGGGCGGUUUGGUCGGUCUCGACAGGACGGCGACCGCGGGAGGGGGUAUACUGCGUGCUUGUCUUGAGAGAAUCGGCGUCAUUGGCAUCUCGUUGAUGGCGAUGCUCAGCGGCUUCGCGGCCGUGUCGAGUCCGUGGCACACCCUCGGCGCUGUCUCGGAAAGGAGGAAGCGGCCUGUGACGGAAGCAGACAUCUCGAGAAAGGAGGCGGGGCUAGACGCCACGAACGAGAUGCUUCUGACCAAAAGACAUCGUCUGCAGGCGCUCGAGCGCAAGGCGUCCGAAGCACAGUCUGCAUCGUCCAGCUCUGGUGGGUUCAUGGGCAAGAUGCUCGGUGCCGUCCGCGGCAUGGGCGGAGACGAGGCCGAGAUGCGCGCGCUGCGGCUGGAGAUUGGAGGUCUCGAGACGAUGGAGGCGAACCUCCACUCGUCGCUGGGCAUGAUGCGCUCGCGCCAGGCCGCCGACGCCCGCGCCGCGACACCCCUGGGGAAAGUACUCGCGGUGCCACACUACAUCUUCAGCCUCUACUGUCUAUACCGGAUUCUGGCCACCACGCUCGCGACGCUGCGAAGGGCGUACUACCCCAGCUCGAGCUUCAGCUCCUCGGACCCGAUCAACCGCUUCUUGGGGCUGCUCGCGCGCCACUGGGAUCCCAAGCUGGACCAGAUUGCUUGGGCGCGGCAGAUCAGCUUUCUGCUGUCCGGCGUCAUACUCGCGGCGAGCGCCAACAGCGUGCUGCAGACAUUCCACCUGUUCUCCAAGUGGAUGCCCGGUCUUCUUUACCAGGCGCAGGCGAACCUGGCGCUGCUGAUUGGCCAGAUCACUGCCGUCUAUGUCAUCAGCGCGGCGCUGCUACUGCGGAGCAAUCUGCCAAGGGAGAUGGGAAGCGCCGUCGGUGACGCGCUCGAGGGUGCGCUGGAGCCGCGGUUCGUGGACUGGUGGUUCGAGGCGUGGUUCCUGAUGAGCUGCGCCGUCACCGGGUUAGGCGUGUGGAUCUCGAGAAAGAUCGGGAGUGAGGACUGGGAUGAGUACCAGUCCGAGGAGAUGGGCGCCAAGAGGAUGUAG